This is a messenger RNA of Thermothielavioides terrestris NRRL 8126, 1911 nucleotides long. RefSeq lists its product as uncharacterized. Bases 146 to 1828 code for a protein of 560 amino acids. Gene Ontology annotation, molecular function: DNA replication origin binding; single-stranded DNA binding. Gene Ontology annotation, biological process: DNA replication; mitotic DNA replication preinitiation complex assembly; double-strand break repair via break-induced replication. The record is from RefSeq and is a predicted model, not a curated record. Lineage: Eukaryota; Fungi; Ascomycota; Sordariomycetes; Sordariales; Chaetomiaceae. The transcript has a single exon. Gene Ontology annotation, cellular component: DNA replication preinitiation complex.
GUGCGUGUCGCCCGCGCUAAUUCGUUUGCCUGACAGUAGGGGUAGAGGCCUGGUGCUGACUGCUCGGCGGGACCGAGGACCGACCGCAGCCCAGAAAUACAAACAAUACAACAGGCUGCGGGACAUACUCGCGGGCAAGAUAGAGAUGCCGCCACCGGGUUCAACCGAAAUCUCCCGCGGAAGCACGCACGGAAACAGCCGCAGACUCGAGCAGUCGCGCAAACGGGCGCACCCUGAGGCACAGGCAGAGGCACAUGCGCAUCCGCGGACCCCCUCCAAGAGACCCCGGCCAGCGCAUACUGGGACUACCUCGGCCAUCACUGCUGCUCCCGCACUCACCCCGUCCCUGGACCGCACAGCGUCCACUCCUGUCGCAGCAGUGCCAACCUCCAUCAGCCCGACGCCGCAGAAAGACGGCCGCGUCCUCGGGCUCUUUGACCUCCUCGCCGGCACACCCUCCAGGUCCGCGACCAUCCCCGAUGGCCUCGCCGCCGCCGUAGCUGCCACCACUCCCUCCGCCUCUGCCGCGACACCAAGCAAACGCCGCAGCACCGCCGACCCUCUCCCACCAACACUUGCAGCAGCAGUCACACCCACCACCGCCCGCUUUGCCUCCACCCCGCGAACCAAGCGUACUGCCCAGCUCCUCUUUCCCAAGUCAGGAGCGGCAGCACAAGCAACCGCAACGCCGCUCCAGGAACGCCGCGACAAAGGAAACGCCAACGCCGCGUUCAAAACCCCCACCACGACCCGCGUCUCCUCAGAGACCAAGCUGGGCUUCACCCCGACGAGCAGCACGCCCUCCUUUCUCCGCCGCCGGACCGUCGGCUACACAGCCACCGUCGCGGGCCUUUCACGCGUGGAUGAGCACGGCGCAGACAAGAACGCCGCCGGCGAGGAUGAGGCCGGUGACGGUGAAGACUCGUGGAAGAGCGUUGGGCCGCUGCGGCUGCCGCGUAAGCUGGUCGGGCUGGGCAGGAGCCUGAGCAGCGUCGUGGCGGGACUGCGCAAGAUGGAGGAGGAGGCGUUUAACGACGAGGAGGAGGUCCUGCGGGAGAUGGAGAGGGAGACGGGAAUUGGAAGGACGGAGAGAGUAAUUGGGAGGAAGGAAGCAGUUCAAGAGGCCGUCGAGGUGGCUGACAGCCAGCGUCACCUUGGAGGUGCGCCCAGAGAAAGCGAUAUCCUGGAGAAGCAGCCGGUGGCCUUGCUCUCCGGUUUUGAUGACGAGGCACUCGCCGACGGGGUCGACGGUGACAACAACCCCACGCAGGAGCCGCCGCUGCGUAAGUUCAAGAAGCGCGGCCCGAAACGCACCACGCGACUGGUCAACAUGCGCCCGACGCGGACGAAGCGGCCGGCGCAAGCUACCGGAGAGGAAGAGGAAGACGAGGACGAGGACGAGUUCGUCCCGGAAACACAAUUCAACGCGUCCAAACCCGCACCCCUGCCGACAACAGCAACAGACGAAACAGCCGACGACGACCUGCGCCUCUCCGACCCCGACUCCGCCUCACUUUCAGACCCCGACUUCUCCGGCUCUGAAUCCGAGCACGAAGAACGGCAACGACGACAGUACCGAAGCAAGGGAGACCAGGCAACAACAUUAGUGACAAGACCCAAGCAGCAGACCGGACCCAGCGACAAGAGCAACAACAACAGCAACAAAAAGCAGCCAUCCGAAGCCGCCGGCUCCGGCCCGGGCAUUGUCAAGCGCGCGGCGCGCAAGGUCAAGGCGACGGCCCACGCCAAUUUCAGGCGGCUCAAGCUGCGCAACUCGGGGGCCAAGGGCGGGCAGGGGCAGGGCGGGCGGUGGAGGCGGCGGCGGUGAGAUGAGCUGUCGGGAUCUUCAAUUGGUUUGCGCUGCCUCGCGAUGGGUCGAUUUUAUCCCCUUCAUCACACAGCUCUCGUCCU